Molecule: messenger RNA, 852 nt
Organism: Cercospora beticola
Lineage: Eukaryota; Fungi; Ascomycota; Dothideomycetes; Mycosphaerellales; Mycosphaerellaceae
Molecular function (GO): protein binding
Source: RefSeq, a predicted model, not a curated record
AUGUCCAGAACCAUCGCAACCAUGUCGGCCAUAUCGGACGCCGUAAAACCACCUCAAGUCUCGGAUGAGGAGGCCCCUACGCCCGCCAUAGACCAAGUAUUCUCCAUGCCAGAAUUAAUUGAAAAUAUUGUCGGACACCUUCCAGCGAACCAGAUCCUGGUCAACCAGCGAGUAUGCCACACCUGGAAGUACGCCAUCGCAAGCAAAGAUCUCCAAGAAAAACUCUACCUUCGCCCCUCAUCAACCGAGCUCGUAGAGUUCCGCAGCAGCUUCGACCUAGGCGACACCGACAUCGUCACCGUCAAUCUCAGCCUCGUCUCCACUCCUUUCGACAACUCCCUCGGCAAAUGGCAACAAGUCUCCUCGAAAAAGCCUCUCAUCCCGAAACCCAACCCUCUACUACACCGCUACCUCGUGCCUCUGAAAGCAGCGAAUAACACCACAGAAUACUCUUUCAUCCAUCGCGGCCUCAUCGCCGAACCGCUACAUUACCCGCAUCAUAUCAGUAUCGCUAUGUUGGGCGUUGGUAUCGGAGCAACAACUACCAAGCAUUUCGGACCAAGGACAAUCCCGGAAUGGAAGGCCAUGUGUAGGAAAGACGCUUCUUGGAGGAAGAUGUUUGUUAUGCAGCCGCCCUGCGAGACGCUGGAUUUCAAGUGCGAGCGGCUGCGAAAAGUUUUCCGGUUGGAGAAUCCGAAGGGGAUUACUAUGGGAUUUGUUGUGUGGUUUCUGAAGGUUCAUACUAGUGAAUGUGAGGAUUGUAUGAAGUCUUCGCCGCUGCCGCAGUGGAGGUUCAGGGGGAAUGAUUUUGGAGCGAUGGGGAAGGAGAUUGGGUUGUUGAGGGAGCGGUAG